GAUGCGAAAGCAAAUGAAUUAAAUUAAACAGUGUGAGUUAAAAUUUUUGAUAGAAAAAUAUUAUUGUGAAUUUUCGAGAAUAAAUUCGAGAAAGAACGUGCGUUUAAAAUGGAUGCAACAUUUGCAACAAAAAAAUAUUGAAAAAAAUUUAUAGAUUCAGAAAAAAAGUGCAAAUAAAAAAUUCCAUGUUUUUCAUUAUUGCAGUCAGGUGAUGGUGUUGAAAAAGUGUUGAAGUGGUUCCUAAAGAAAACUUGUAAUUAUUUUGGAGCAGGUGAGGAUCAGGAGGAGAGUACAAGGAAACGAAAGGGAAAAACUGAGUAUCAGCAGUAAAACCGGACGGGAAGCCUUCAACUACUUCAAGCACUAGCUCUCUAUUCCCAAAACAAAAUCAAGGAACUGACACUCAACUACUUAAACUCAACAGUUUCACAGACACGCUGAAAAGAAACCAAAAAUCAGCAUCAAAAGAAGAACGCCGGAGAGAGUAGCAACAAAUUUUAGUAAUAAUAAAGAAAGUAAAAACUCAACAAAAGAAACACAUCUUAUAAAUUUUCCGCUCUCUACCAAAACUUCUUCACAGACACCUCUCGGCUUUUUCUUACUCACCACACACUCAAAGUCAACCCCAUCAACAGAGAUCUCAUUGGAAACACUUGAAACACUCGCGUAAAAUGUUUCACUCCUCCGCAUCGGAGUCGAGACUGAAUAAUGUGAACAGAAAUACAAUAAUAUCAACAAUUACGCCUACGACAGCCGUGACAACAACGACCAUUACAUCAACCCCACGCACGCAUGGCAGUAAUGCAAGCGGCGAUCGGAACGCUUGUCAAACAAUCGAUAUACGCAAGUUGGCGGCCACAGCUGCCCAAUUAGAAGCGGCUAGUAAUGGGCAGCGUAGCACAGCAGCAGCAGCGACGUCUGGGGGAGCGACGAACACAGCAACAAAUUGCAACAAUAUUGGCAACAACAUCCACAGGAGUGGCAGCAACAGCAGUGGCGGCUAUGCAGCAGCAACACGAUCAAGGUUAAAGAUAGCAAAAGAAGUAGCAACAACAACAACAACUAGUAAUACCACAAUAACAACAAUAACUGGCAAAGCAACUGAAUCAGCAGCAAGAACACCAAAUACACUAACAACAAUAACAACCGCAGGAGGCGACUUGAAACUGGCCGCGGCAGCAGCGCCAUCGCUUUACAAAAUGCAUUCCAACGCGACGCCGGCGACGGAAAAUGGCGUAAGCGGCAGUGGCGGCAAUGCGGGUGGCGCAGUCGUACUCAAUAUUGGCAAUGCGGGCUGUCAGCCAGAAGCGCUGCAGCGUCAUGGCAGCGCGCACAGCAACAGCAGCGCCGGCGGCCGCUCAGCGCGUGGCGGCAGUGGGAGCGGGCGCAGUCGGAAUAAGCAGAGAAAACCAAGUUCCUCAAGUGCCAAGAGUGCUGCUGGCGGCGAUAGCACAACUAAGACUACAGCAAACUCAAAAAAUACUACUAAAACCACAACAACAAGCAACAAUCCUACUAGUAAUAAGUCAAGCGCGCCACCAUCGCAGCCGCCUACAGAUGCAAGCAGGCCGGAGCGGCCAGUGCAGCGAUCGAGUAGCAAGCGCAGCGUUAGCAAAUCUACUAACCAGCAGGCGCAGCAGCAGCAAAGUGGCGGCGCAGCAACUGCACCAACCCGUUCGCCACAACAAAGUCGUGACACGCGCCAUUCGCGAUCCUCCUCAUCACGUGAACGUUCACGAUCACGCUCGCGCUCACGUUCACAACAGCGCAGUGAUGAGGAGCGCGCUACACGUAGUGACGCGCGUAAUGCGGCAACAGUGAGUGAGGGAGCGCGGCAGCGACGACGUCAUGGCGGCAGUCGCAGUUCGUUGGCAAGCAUUGAGCGCGGGCGCGGCAACGAAGUGGUGACGAGGCGUGCCGCCGGUAGUGGCAGAGACAGAGGCAGAGGCGGCGGUGAUGACGACGACGAUGAGGAUGAUUCCUACACUUCUUCGUCCGGCUCAAGCUGCCAUGGCUCGUGCAGCUCAGACGAUGGCGAUACGAAUAGUUCGACGUCGAGCGGUGAACCCAAUUUGCCGUAUCCAGGAUUUCCUGAAAUCUCCUUCUGGAUCUUCACGCAGGACUCGAUGUUGCGAAACGUGUGUUUGCGGCUCAUAACCAAUCCAUGGUUCGAGCGCAUCUCCAUACUGGUCAUCCUCUUCAACUGUGUGACAUUGGGCAUGUAUCAGCCGUGCAAGGACGAGGAGUGCCUAGAAGUACGCUGCCGAGUAUUACAGAUCUUUGAUGACAUAAUUUUCGUUUUCUUCGCAAUCGAAAUGCUCAUCAAAACGAUGGCGAUGGGCUUGUAUGGAAAAAACACAUACAUGGCCGAUUCGUGGAAUCGACUUGACUUCUUUAUAGUUGUUGCUGGCUUAUUGGAAUAUGCUACGAAUGUGGAUAAUUUAAAUUUGACUGCGAUACGAACGAUAAGAGUGUUGCGACCAUUGCGAGCGAUCAAUCGCAUACCAAGUAUGCGCAUUUUGGUCAUGUUGCUGCUGGACACGCUGCCUAUGCUCGGCAAUGUGCUGCUGCUCUGCUUCUUUGUCUUCUUCAUAUUCGGCAUUAUUGGCGUACAACUGUGGCAGGGCAUACUGCGUCAGCGCUGUUGGAUUGGGGCCGAUUUGCCUGUGGAUGAUUUUCCUGUCUCCAACUACUACGAAUUCUCCAAGGAGCAGGACUACAUUUGCUCGAAGCCUGGUGACUCUGGCAUGCAUUUGUGCGCGGAUUUGCCGCCUUACCGCGUUGGCGAUAUGAUUUGUACGGAACCGGCAUCCGUAUAUAGCGAUAAUCUACCGACAAAUGCCUCCUGCGUCAAUUGGAAUCAAUAUUAUACGGAUUGUAGGGAGAGCGCUCAUAAUCCAUUUCAAGGGACAAUAUCGUUCGAUAAUAUUGGAAUGGCAUGGGUGGCGAUAUUUUUGGUUAUAUCACUCGAAGGCUGGACCGAUAUUAUGUACUACGUACAGGAUGCACACAGCUUUUGGGAUUGGAUAUAUUUCGUGCUAUUGAUUGUGAUCGGCUCCUUCUUCAUGAUCAAUCUCUGUCUCGUCGUCAUUGCCACACAAUUUUCGGAAACGAAAAAACGCGAAAUGGAACGUAUGCGACAGGAACGUGCACGCUAUACAUCCACCUCAACGCUGGCAUCUAGCACGAACAAUUCAGAGCCGGCUACGUGCUAUGCGGAAAUAGUCAAAUACAUCGCACAUCUGUGGCGGCGUUUCAAGCGACGCAUGAUAAAGAAGUACAGAUUAUAUAAAUAUCAGAAACAACAACGCAAUGAGGGUCUCCUCCCCAAUGCCGACAAUUUGACCUUUUCGCCGUCGCGCAUCAAAUGCCAUCACGCGAAGUGCCCCAAAUAUGGCAAUCGGAAGCCGUCGAGCAUACAGGAUCAAAUGAUCACCGUUAUGGUGCCGUUAAACUCGAAUAAUAACAAUGUGAGCAACAGCAGCAACAACAAUAAUAAUGGUGGUGGCGGCGGCGGUGUUGGUGUAAAUGGCAACGCGGCGCGUAAUCAUCAAGCGGCAGCGACUUCAGCAACACCAGCCACAAUUUUAACACCAACCCCACAAGCGACAACAGCAACAACAGCUACGGCAGCACUCACUUUAUCACUUAGCGCCACAUCGACACCGGCCACUACACCGCUCGUGAAUGGCGGUAAUAGCAGCACUGGCCUGCCUAAUAACAUCAAUAACAACAAUGUGAGUGUUGUCGGUCAGCAGCAGCAACAACAGCAACAUUCCUCUUCCGAGAAUUCUGUGCAAUCGCUGGAGCAAGCGACGCGCAACUCGAAUUUGAAGAAGUCGGCAAAUCACUUGGCACCCGAAGCGGCGAAGCAGCAGGCGCAAGGUCAGCAGGCGGGGCAACAGAAGACAAUUUUGCUGAAAUUUCCCUCGAAUGCCGAAUCGGAGCAAUUGAUUAGUAAUCCCUGUACCUCGGGCUUCCUCAGUCCACCCACAUCGGCUAGCCGCCGCCCAUCGGUGAUGUUCAACGAAUAUGUGUUACUGCAUACACCGCCCGCAAUUAGCGAAUCGUUAACUGUCGCAAAUACAACAACAACGACAAAUGUGGUGAAGAGCACAGUGUGCUCGUCGGAGAAGAUGACACAGGCCGGUGAUGGCAGCAUAUGGCAGGUCAAUCUCCCCCAAACGAUCAAUAGCGGCGGCAGCACCAUCGCCAAUCCCUACGCCGAUUGCUCCGAACUCGGUAUACACGACGCGAUGACAUGUCAAGAGCUUUUAGCAUUUUCUGUGGCCUUUUCAGCGGCCCUGCCCACCGGUCAAAGUACACUGGAGUCGUUUUACACCUCGUUAGCGCGCUGCGAUCCGCACACCGCCGAAGCUUUGAAAAAUCAACAUAACCGCCAGCAAACACAGCUUAUUAAACAGCAGCCGAAUGCAUUGGUUAUCAGCGAUCGCCAGUGUAAACGGCUGGAUAAUAAUAGCACCGCUUUGGCAAUCACCAGUAGCGCUGGCAACAACACCGCCAUCCCAGCGACGGGCAACUACAUCGAAGACUAUUCUUGUUGCUAUGAUUUAUAUCAGAAUGCACUUUCUCCGCUCGGCGAAAAGAAACAACGUUCGAAAGCAAUGAAAACGCUGAUAAGCAUCUAUCGCGCCAUAAAUCGCGUUUGCGGUGUGAUGCGACGCUACAUAAAGUUGCUGGUAGAGCAUAAAUACUUUCAACAGGGCAUACUAUUGGCCAUUCUCAUCAACACACUCUCCAUGGGUAUUGAAUACCACGAACAGCCGGAGGAUUUGACCGCCAUUGUGGAGAAGAGCAACAUUGCCUUUUCGGCGAUAUUCGCUGUGGAGAUGUUGUUGAAAGUGAUCGCCGAUGGGCCAUUCCGUUACAUAGCGAAUGGUUUCAAUGUGUUCGAUGGCGUCAUUGUGAUACUAAGCGUUGUCGAAAUUUUCCAACAAUUUCACAGUGGAAAUGGUAGCAGCGGUGGUAGCUCUGGACUUUCAGUACUACGCACAUUUCGCUUGCUGCGCAUACUCAAACUCGUGCGUUUCAUGCCCAAUUUGCGUAGGCAACUAUUCGUAAUGUUGCGGACCAUGGACAAUGUGGCUGUGUUCUUUUCGCUGCUUGUGCUCUUCAUAUUCAUAUUCAGCAUAUUGGGCAUGUAUCUAUUUGGCGGUAAGUUUUGUAAAUUUGUGGAGGAUACCGGAAUCGAACGUGAAUGUAGGUGUCCCGAAAUAAUCAGCAAACAUCCACAAUGUGAAUGUGAUCGCAAACACUUCAACAACAUUUUAUGGGCCACUGUUACAGUCUUUCAAAUUUUAACCCAGGAGGAUUGGAAUGUCGUUCUAUUCAAUGGCAUGGAAAAGACAAGUCAUUGGGCCGCAUUAUAUUUUGUGGCACUGAUGACAUUCGGCAAUUAUGUGCUAUUUAACUUGUUGGUUGCCAUUUUAGUUGAGGGAUUCAGUUCAGAGCGAAAUGAACGUCGCGAACGUGAGCAACGCGAACUGGUGAAAAAGCUACGCGAAGAGACAUUGGCUGAGAAUUUCAGUGAUGCUAUGUACGAUGAAUCGCGCAGCAGUGAGGCGGAUUCAUCAUCGACUAAUGAAAGUUACUAUGAGGUACGAAAUCGUUGGCAUAGCGCCGAGGAUGUGCGGAAACUACAAGACCCAACUGAACUUAUUAUGGAUACGAAAAGUAAUAUGCAAAAGCAACAACAUCAACGUAUGUUAUUGCAGCCCACACAAGACUAUCAGAUCAAUGAGAGUUAUUUGGGUGGUGUUGGUGUUGGUGGUGGAAGCAGUGGUUCGGGUAGCGGCAGUGGGCGUAAACCUAGCGACAGAGAUGUUGGCAGCAAGCAAUCGAUGGAAGAUGAUAAGAAUAAGAAUUUAAAAAAGACAUAUUCUAUAAGAGAGCGACGCGGUGAUGCGCCACGCCUAUCACGUGUACGCCCAUUGCGUGAACCGCCCAUAAUUACUACGACCGCCGCAACGCCACAAGACUCGCCCAACACCACACUCGAGGGUGGAAUGAGCUUUCGCAGUUGGAAUGCACAAGAUUUGGAAACGUCGGACGGUGGGGGCGGCAGUCAGUGCCCUGGUUCGCCGUCACUACUCAGACCACCGACCAUCUUCACCGGCCAGCGUUCACUCGACGAGGGCAUUCCGUCGAUUGAUCUCAUACCACCAUCACCGGUACUUACGCACAAACCAUUGAACAUACUGAAUGCCAGCCAACUACAAGGAAGCAAUACUAACCUAAGCAGUUGUAAUUUAGUACCUAACAGUAGUAGUUUACUCCCUAGUGCCCUAAGUAGCAAUAGUAGUGUGCAUAGUGUUGUCAUAGAUGAUAUCUCGAAGAAUGCCGAUGCCAGCGCCUCUGGACCGAUCUUUGUGCCAACAACGAUCUCGGCAGUAUCCGCGCCCAGCACGCCACUACCAACUGGCACAGGCAAUGCUGGUCUUAGUGGUGUUGGUGUUAGUGGUUGUGGCGGAGGGAGCGCAGUGAGCAGCAUCGAGUUAUCGCCCUUAACCGCCGCCGCCAUUGCCGUUACCACUGGUGCUAUGUCGCACACGCCCACAGCGACCACCGCAUCGGAAGCAGCAGCAACGUCAGCAGUCCCACCUUCAUCCUCGUCACCAGCCAGCAGCAAUGAAGCGCCGCCCACACUGCCGUCAACAACCGCCCCAGCGACAUCAACAAUCAGCCCUUCGCUGCCCGGCAUGCAGCGCAUACCCAGCCUGAAACGUUUUCGACGCAACAGCUCGAAGCGUUCGAAAAAGAAGCCCGCCGAUGCCGGUAGUGGCGCCGAAGAUGACGAACAGCAGCAGCUAAACAAUGGCAGUGACAAUUCUUGUCUGCUCGCGCCGCACAGUAAUGGCGGCUCUGUGCGCUCCGAUUCCUUUUUGAGUCCGGCGCGCACGCCCACAUCUGGCGUUGCGACGCCACUAACAGCCAACAAUCAGACUAAUAAUCAACAAAAGACGAAAGACACAAAUCGAUUGAGUCCGCAAAAUUCUUUACGUCGUCUUUCCACCACACUCAGUAUUGGCAGCAUACCGCCGUUGGGUAGCCGUCGUGCCUCAGCUUGCAUCUUCAACUCGCAGCUCUAUCAAAAUCUCAAUCAGCCGCCCAAACUAUAUGCGCCCUCAGCUACUCAACGGCGCAUGUCUUCAUUCGAAUUGGCCUUUAGCAAAAGUUCACAGCUAAAUUUGCACAAUUUGGAGGCGAAUCGCAAAUCAAUGUCGUACACGAAUUCCAAACUCGAUUUGGACAAGUGGCAACGAUCAUACACGAAUUUAGAAGAGCCCGAUAUGUUGCAACAAUAUAUACAGGAGCGUGAGAAGCGAAAAAGUUCCAUAAGUCAAUAUGCGCGACAGCAGAAUUUGCAACAAAAGCAGCAAAAACAAUAUGAGCUAGAAACACAGCAAGAAACGCGUACCGAACAGCAGUCGAUGAUGCAGAGUUCUGGUUAUAAGACGAAGUUAAAAAUGCUCAUUCGGCGACUGAAGCCGACGAACGUGACAGAGCAGAGGGAAACAUACUCGCUGUACAUAUUCGCGGAGGAUAAUAGGUUCCGUGAACUAUGUGUGUGGUUUGUUAAUCAGAAAUGGUUCGACAAUGUUGUCCUGCUGUUUAUCGCACUCAAUUGUAUUACCUUGGCUAUGGAACGACCAAAUAUACCGCCAACGAGUACGGAGCGUUAUUUUCUUGCCACAGCCAAUAACGUGUUCACAGCCGUUUUUACAGUGGAAAUGCUCAUUAAGGUGGUGUCGACUGGCAUGUUUUAUGGCCCUGAUGCCUACUUUACAUCCGGCUGGAAUAUAAUGGAUGGCUCAUUGGUUAUAAUAUCAAUCAUUGAUUUAUUAAUGUCAUUGUUUAGCCAAUCGAGUCCAAAGAUAUUUGGGAUUUUAAGGGUGUUUCGACUACUUCGUUCCCUACGGCCGUUGCGUGUGAUCAACCGCGCCCCGGGUCUGAAAUUAGUCGUGCAAACGCUCUUAUCGUCCCUACGUCCAAUCGGCAACAUCGUGCUGAUCUGCUGCACCUUCUUCAUCAUAUUCGGCAUCUUAGGCGUGCAACUUUUCAAGGGCACCUUCUUCUAUUGCGAAGGAGAGAAUCUCAAGGAGGUGAAAACAAAGUUGCAGUGUCUCGAACGCGGCUAUGAAUGGAAGAAUCGCAAAUAUAAUUUCGAUGAUCUUGGCAAGGCGUUGAUGUCGUUGUUCGUAUUGAGUUCUCGCGACGGCUGGGUGAACAUCAUGUAUACGGGGUUAGAUGCAGUGGGCGUGGAUCAACAACCGGUUGUCAAUUACAAUGAGUGGCGUUUGCUGUAUUUCAUCGCCUUCAUAUUGCUGGUUGGUUUCUUUGUGCUCAACAUGUUUGUCGGUGUGGUCGUUGAAAAUUUCCAUCGUUGCCGCGAGGAGCAGGAGAAGGAGGAGAAGAUUCGUCGUGCCGCCAAACGUGCGCUGCAAAUGGAAAAGAAACGUAGGCGCAUGCACGAGCCACCCUACUACAUAAACUACUCGCCAUCGCGUAUGUUCGUGCACAAUGUGGUCACAUCGAAGUAUUUUGAUUUGGCUAUUGCCGCUGUGAUCGGACUGAAUGUUGUCACCAUGGCUAUGGAAUAUUAUGGCAUGGAUGAGGCGUUGGUAUAUACGCUCAAGGUAUUUAACUACUUCUUCACGGCUGUGUUUAUAUUGGAAGCUAGCAUGAAAGUAUUGGCGCUUGGCUGGCAACUUUACCUGAAAGACAGUUGGAAUCAACUUGACGUGGGCAUUGUGCUACUAUCGGUCAUCGGCAUUGUGCUGGAGGAUUGGGGAACGAGACGAUUUCUAAUCAAUCCGACUAUAAUGCGUGUGAUGCGUGUGCUGCGUAUUGCGCGAGUUCUAAAACUGCUCAAAAUGGCCAAAGGGAUACGUGCGCUGCUCGACACCGUGAUGCAGGCUUUGCCGCAGGUCGGCAAUUUGGGCCUGCUCUUCUUUUUGCUCUUCUUUAUAUUCGCCGCCCUGGGCGUGGAGCUGUUCGGUAGGCUGGAAUGUUCCGAAAGAAAUCCAUGCCAGGGCUUAGGCGAACAUGCACAUUUCGCCAAUUUCGGCAUGGCUUUCCUCACAUUGUUUCGCGUAGCGACUGGCGACAACUGGAACGGCAUCAUGAAGGAUACGCUGCGAGAUGAGUGUGACGAUGCGGAUGAUUGUGUGCGCGAUUGUUGCGUUAGCAAAAUCAUCGCUCCAAUAUUCUUUGUGAUAUUCGUUCUGAUGGCGCAGUUCGUACUGGUGAAUGUCGUCGUGGCUGUACUGAUGAAACACCUCGAGGAGAGUCACAAACAGAUGGAAGACGAAAUGGACAUGGAAGUAGAGCUAGAGCGCGAACUUGUACGCGAGCAGGAGUUUGAGAGCGAGCAAAAGCUGUGUCAGCAGUUGGAACAGCAGUCGCAACCGCCGCCACCAGCGCGCCAGCUGAACAAAAUCAAAUCAUUGCCGAAGAACUUCACCUACAGCACGCCGUCGCUGGACAAAAAAUUCCCAAGCGUGUUAAGUGGCAUCGGUGGCCUGAGUGCCGCUGGCAUUGGUGGCCGCCGCCAGACCGUGCAAUACUUUAAUCAACCGAAUGGCAUUGGUAUGGCCGAACUGGGACAUGGCACACAGGCUGGCGCCGGUGCAGGUGCUGCUGUUGGCAGCAAUGGUGGGUCUGGUGGUGGCGGUGGUGUUGGCGCAAGCGGUGCGCUAUUCGCAUCACAAGCGCUCAACGCGCGACUGAGUGCAUCAGCUGCGGAGAAUAGCUUUGAUACAAAACUCCAACUCCAAUCGACUGCGGGUCCGCUGGGACGGCGCGGCCGUCGCAGCUCGACCGCAUUCCGUAAUAAACGCGGCCUACUCGCCAAAGAACGCUCACUCGAUGAGCAGGCCAUACGCCGACGCACGCUCGAAUCGAAACGAAUGAGCUGCGACUCGCUACCCUGGGGUGGUGAUAGCAACGAUUUUCGGCGUGGCACUAUUUUCGAAAGUUUAGAGUCGGAUGGCGCCGGUAGUCCCUCGUCCACAUAUGAUAUACGCAGCAUACGCAGCGAAGACGUCGCAGCAACAGCAAAUGCAACAGCGCGCAGUAGUGGCGCUUCCGAUGCGCUCAGUAUUGUGAGCGCGAGCGUGAUCAGUGAAAAGAUCACAGCGCCGAUUAGUGCACCACUAGCAACAACCGCAGCAACGGCUGCACUACCAAUCGGCAAUGCCUUAACAGCCGGAUCGGCACCACGUCGCACUUACGGACGCUCAUUCUCAACCGACCAAGCCUCUAGCAGCAGUGGUGCAUUAGGUAGUGGACGCGGUAACAGUGGUGGAUUACUAUCCGUACCGCGUGGCAUGCCGCCACGCAGUCGAAGUGGCAGCACCAAGCAGCUCUUCAAACAGCAAGCGCUAGACGAAGAUCCAGAUAUGGACGAGAAUACGCUGCUCUUGCCGGUUGUUGUCGAGAACAAUUGUGAUGGCACUGCAGCCAGCAGUGGCACCACAACUGCUAACAAUGGCAACGGCAAUGUGCACAGCAAUAACGAUCAGCUGAACAAUAACAGCUCUAACGGUGCCAAUAGUGGCAAUGUUAAUGGCGCCGCUGCCGCUAUGGUCGUAGAACAGAUUGCGCUAAGCAAAUCUGAUUCGGCCGAUAUAAUGCGUAUCAUAUCGGAGCGCAGACGCAUGGAUCAGCGGGACAAUAGCGGUAACGAGGACUCGGACUACAAAGAGUUGUUGUUGGUGAAAUCACCGCACUCCUCCACCGAUGGCUGAAAGGAAUUAAACACUAACUAUAAGUUACGAAGUAGCAUACAACAAACUAUGUAACUAUAUUAUAUUAAGUGUAGCGUAUGUAUGUAUAUGUAAAUGGAAUUAUAGAAAAUAUGUAUGUCUAGAGCCGAUAGAGUAAGUAAGUUAGAUAAACUAAAAGCGUGAGAUAGAAAAUUCAAAGUCUUUUUAGUGGUUGUUUUUACUUCAUCAUCUCAGAAGUCACUUAGAGUUUGUAUGGCUGAUGUAUCUCUGCUUGCGCCCAAUUUUUCCGAAAUCUCUUUCAUGUAGAAUCUUACUAAAAACCUUCAAUUUUUUUUGUUCUAUCCGUGCCUAGUAUCAUGGAUUUGAAUGAGAGAUUUUGAUUUGAGCACCCGAGCGGUGCGAUCGAUCGUCUAGCCUUUUUCGGCGAGAAACUUUUACCUGCCUGAGCUCUCUACACAAGCUUGGCUGUUUGCAGCUCUGAGUUUACCCAUUCUUUGGUUUGUCUAUAUGUACUUGUAACUUCAACGAAGGCCAACUAAGGCCACAAGACGGCUUUUGUAUUCCGCCGUAAAGCUUGAUUUUUUACCCAUACACUAAUAAAUACAACUCUGUAGAUAUGUAUGUUCAUAGGCAUGUGGCAAAACUAUUAGGGAAUUUUUCAAACUAUCCAACAAACCAAAUGAAAUUUCAACCACAAAACCAAUUGAACUCCAUACAGACAUAUGUAUGUAUGUAUGUACAUGCAUUCAUUUCAAUAUAAAAUUCUUCUAUAAAAAACAUACAUUUCACACAAUCAAAAGAAAAAUCACACAAUAGUAUUAAAAGAAAUGUUCAAACUGCGUAUGCAUUGUUAGGUAGUGCAGUUACAUAUAUUUGUAUUAAAUUUUCAAACAAAAACUUUUAUAUAGCGAAUGUGAAAUUGCAUCUCUGAAAAUGCAACACUGUUAAAAAGUUUGUCUAUAAAAAUCAUCAACUCUGUGAUUAGCUGUAAAAUAAAUAAACUGAUUUAAAGUCAUAGGUCAAGGAAGUUAAGUAACUUUGUAUUUGAAGUCGUAGUUACGAAAUGAUUAUAUUUUAUUACAGUUAUACAUAGCAUAAUUACUGUAAUAAGCGAGUUUUAAGUAAACAUAACAAGUUGAAAAAAAACAAAGAAGAAAACGUUUAAAUGUAUUGCCGAUAGUAAAUAAAAUAAGCAAAUCUAUAAAAUUUAAGCGCAAAAUCUUCCUAACCGCAACUGAGCGCGCAGAUUGUGCGAAAAAAAUAUAUAUAUAAUCAAAUUGUAUAUAAAUUCUAGUUUAGCUAGUAUAAAAAAA
Molecule: messenger RNA, 12061 nt
Organism: Rhagoletis pomonella (apple maggot)
Lineage: Eukaryota; Metazoa; Arthropoda; Insecta; Diptera; Tephritidae
Gene: Ca-alpha1T
Exons: 23
Coding region: 672-10769 (3365 amino acids)
Biological process (GO): calcium ion import; neuronal action potential; calcium ion transmembrane transport
Cellular component (GO): voltage-gated calcium channel complex; plasma membrane; voltage-gated sodium channel complex
Molecular function (GO): voltage-gated sodium channel activity; low voltage-gated calcium channel activity
Source: RefSeq, a predicted model, not a curated record